CGCGAGGCCGGUUAGGCCCGAAUGUCGUUAGCCGUGGGGAAAGAUGGCGGAAAAUUUAAAAGGCUGCAGUGUGUGUUGCAAGUCUUCUUGGAAUCAGCUACAGGACCUGUGCCGCCUGGCCAAACUCUCCUGCCCUGCCCUUGGCAUCUCCAAGAGGAAUCUCUAUGACUUUGAAGUCGAGUACCUGUGCGAUUACAAAAAGAUCCGCGAACAGGAGUAUUACCUGGUAAAGUGGCGUGGGUACCCAGACUCAGAGAGCACCUGGGAGCCACGGCAGAAUCUCAAGUGUGUGCGCAUUCUCAAGCAGUUUCACAAGGACUUGGAAAGGGAGCUGCUCCGGCGGCACCACCGGUCAAAGCCACCCCGGCACCUGGACCCAAGCCUGGCCAACUACCUGGUGCAGAAGGCCAAGCAGAGGCGGGCGCUCCGGCGCUGGGAGCAGGAGCUCAACGCCAAGCGCAGCCACCUGGGACGCAUCACCGUGGAGAACGAGGUGGACCUGGACGGCCCCCCGCGGGCCUUCGUGUACAUCAACGAGUACCGUGUCGGUGAGGGCAUCACCCUCAACCAGGUGGCUGUGGGCUGCGAGUGCCAAGACUGUUUGUGGGCACCUGCUGGAGGCUGUUGCCCUGGGGCGUCGCUGCACAAGUUUGCCUACAAUGACCAGGGCCAGGUGCGCCUGCGAGCCGGGCUGCCCAUCUACGAGUGCAACUCCCGCUGCCGCUGUGGCUAUGACUGCCCCAACCGCGUGGUACAGAAGGGCAUCCGCUAUGACCUCUGCAUCUUCCGCACGGAUGAUGGACGCGGCUGGGGUGUCCGCACGCUGGAGAAGAUCCGCAAGAACAGCUUCGUCAUGGAGUACGUGGGAGAGUUUUCAGGGUGGACCACCCCUUACAGAGUGGGACUGAAAAGAAGACAGAGAGAAGGAACCGUUUGUGCCCUGCAGGGUUUGCAGUGUGACUCACUCCUGGGGAGACUGGGGGAGCAGAUCAUUACCUCAGAGGAGGCAGAACGGCGGGGCCAGAUCUAUGACCGCCAGGGCGCCACCUACCUCUUCGACCUGGACUACGUGGAGGACGUGUACACCGUGGACGCCGCCUAUUAUGGCAACAUCUCCCAUUUUGUCAACCACAGUUGUGACCCCAACCUCCAGGUGUACAACGUCUUCAUAGACAACCUUGAUGAGCGGCUGCCCCGCAUCGCUUUCUUUGCCACAAGAACCAUCCGGGCAGGCGAGGAGCUUACCUUCGAUUACAACAUGCAAGUCCCCCAACCCUCCCCGCUCCUAACCCCCUUUGGCCUUCCUCAUUCUAAGCCUCUGGACACCCUUGUGGCCUCCAACCAGUCCCCUUCUUGACCAACUAGCCACCUCUGAGACACUCGAGGGGGGAUCUUUGGCAGGAGAGUUCAGAUGCCCCUCUGGAUGCCCAGGUGACCCUCCAUUCCUGACCCCUGCCUGACAUAACCCUCUUGGUUGCCCCUGACAGCUCCCUGACCCCCCCCCAAGAACCUCCAAUCCCUGGCCAUCUUCCUAAUACCUGAACACCCCUCUAGUGCUAAGCCCUGGCCCUUGCCUGAAGCCACCAACCCCAUGACCCCUUCCUGACCCAGAUCUCAGAACUGCCCCCAGCCCCUAAGAUCCCUGGGUCCCAUGGUAAAAGGGCAGUGGGACAGCUUCACCUAGGCCUCUAUCUAACAAGUCCCCCA
This is a messenger RNA of Physeter macrocephalus (sperm whale), 1707 nucleotides long. RefSeq names its product SUV39H1 histone lysine methyltransferase (gene SUV39H1). NCBI's taxonomy places the organism in Eukaryota, Metazoa, Chordata, Mammalia, Artiodactyla, Physeteridae. The coding region runs from base 44 to 1357 and encodes 437 amino acids. The transcript has 7 exons. The record is from RefSeq and is a predicted model, not a curated record. Gene Ontology annotation, cellular component: nucleus. Gene Ontology annotation, molecular function: protein binding; zinc ion binding; histone H3K9 methyltransferase activity.